Molecule: messenger RNA, 3723 nt
Organism: Fopius arisanus
Lineage: Eukaryota; Metazoa; Arthropoda; Insecta; Hymenoptera; Braconidae
Gene: sky
Product: GTPase-activating protein skywalker
Biological process (GO): response to oxidative stress
Cellular component (GO): nucleus
Source: RefSeq, a predicted model, not a curated record
UUGGGCGAGUGUUGAAGAAGUGGUGAUAAAAAAAAAAGAGAAUCAACUCAUUGUGUGUUACAAAUACCUACAUGACAACCUCUGUUUGAACGCGGUUGAACGCGCAAUACGGGGGCGUAAGUAACCAGCCAUAAAGUCAGCAUAAGAGUACUCGUGUAAUUCGCAUUAGUCAGUUGAAACAACCAACAACUCAAGUAAACCCAUUCCCCGACGAAAUCGAGUUCAAUUCAAGUGUUCGCCGUGUCUCGUGUGUAAAAAGCUGAAAAAUCCGUGGCCAACACCAAGGUGAAAACAUUAAUAAAAUUCAGUGGAGAAGCUCAUUCCAUCACCCUGUACUCCCUGUACUCACAGUACUCACAGUACUCACGGUAUUAUUCACGCUAUUCAAUUUAUCCUUAAAUAAAUUAAAAUCACCGGUUGGUCUAGAUAAUUUAAGUGGAAUAAAAAAUGUGUUAAAACUCCAGAGUCUCCAAGGAAAUGGCAGAGUAAAAUAAAUGUACAGCUGAGAUUCUCAAAUGGAAAAUAAUAGUGUACAUGAUGAAAAUUGAAACGUCAGUCGAUCUCACAUAGGCGGUCAAAAUCAUCGACACCUGUUGAAUUCUAAUAAAAAAUGGACUGUCAUGUGCCGUAGAGCAACUGUCAUGCUAGUGACGAAUCAGUCAUCGGCACCACUGGAUAAUUUGUCGAAUAUGCUGUCGGUACUUGAAGAAGAGGCAAACACCGACAUUGACGACGUGUUUCCACCGCAUGUCGAUACGUCAAAUAUCGUUAUACAUCCGGAAUCGCCAACGACUAAGAAACAGGCAUUGAAGACAUUUGCUGAAGUCAAUGCACUCUUGCAAGCUGGGAGAAAGAGAGAAGUUAAACUUAUUAUAAGGGAAAAUCCGUGGCCGCUGAACAAUGGUAUCAGGGCGCAGCUGUGGCCUGCACUUUGUCAACAACAUGCUCAUGGAAAGAGUAUGCUUGAUGGAUUCUACUGGGAUAUGGUCAAUCAAGUAUUUGGAACUACAGAGCUGCCAGAUAAAUCAAUAAUGCUACCGCCAUUUGUCGAUAGCACUCAUUGCCUGUCUUAUAAUCUCACACGAAAAGGCAGAAGCGUUGCUGACAGAGUUGUCUCUGUACUCGGAUACGCCUGUCCAGACAUAACUUAUAGUCCCUCACUCUAUCCAAUUACAGCGCUUUUAUUGCACUUCAUGCCAGAAGAGGAAUGCUACCACUGCAUGGCAAGUCUCGUCGCAGCCAAGGAGAAGAUGUUUAUAACGCAGACGAAAUUAUUGUACGAAAGCACGUGGAAGACUGUUGAACAAAUAACUAAGAAACAUGUUAAAUCAGCAGCGGUACAUCUUACGAGGCAUUGUUCAGGCUCGAGGGCUGAAAGAAUCUAUAUGGAUUGGAUAUGGUGGAUCCUUCAACUAUUACCGUUUCAGCAUCUAGUCAGAGUUAUGGACUGUUUUUUGCACGAGGGCUCCAAAGUUUUCUAUCGAGUAGCAAUGGCAAUUGUUCUACUCUUUUACAAGCACUCGUCGUCGGCAACAUCAGAGUGGAUGGGUGAAAUAACAAAAAAUGGAGUUGACGCAGCUCUUUCGAAAUUUUGCCGACAAAUACCGGUCAGCCCUGCUAAAUUCUUAAGGACUGCCUUCGGUAUUCGAGGACUGAGUUCAGCUUACAUAUCAAGAGUAUUUUUGCGUACAGAAAUGUCUCUGAGAAGUAGAAGUGUCCUCAGUGGCUCAAAAUCAUUAGCAAGAUCACGAUCGACUGACAAUCUACCGACGAGCCAAUCGCAGGUCAACAUUCAGAUGAUGUCCCACACUCUCACGAUUCGAGAGGGUGCACACAGUCCUGGACCAAGGGCUCUGUCAAUGGGAGUCUAUCCUAUACAGACUGUUAACUCCCAGAUCUUAGACGUGCCUGAUUUAUUCACACUCUGGUCGUGGCUUCCUGUGAGGAUAACUAUGUAUCAGCCUAUUCUGCUGUACACUACGGAGGAACAUGGAUGUUCAUUGACAACGUUCUACGUUAGGGUCGAACAGCAUGAACCAACAUUGCUCAUGAUUAAGACGUGUAACAACGAGAGACGGCCAAGCGAUUUGGAUGGACGAGAACAUCCGCUUUGGCAAGACAGAUCGUUGUUCAACCUUCAACAAUCCACCACUUUGCGCCAGUGGUGAUUUCGAGAUUAGGGUAUUGGAGGUUUACGGUUUCGCUGGGGCCUAAUAAACCGGAAACAAGAGACUAAAUAAAAUAUCUCACCCUCCAAUUCCCUUCAAAAUGCAACUGCCAUUUAUCAACUCUCUAUAAUCUUUGUCUCGUCAUCUUGUCAUCGAUGUUUCUAUUUCACAUAUACAUAACGAUGUACGCAAAAAAAGAUUUAUUGUUCGUGUAAUCCUCUGUUGCUUCGAUAUAUAGUAUUAUUGUGCGUGAUAUCGCUUCAAAUCACCAUCUAUUACUCAUUCAGAGUUCAUUGACGAAGAGAACAAGCCGAAAUGAGAAACAAUUUUCUAAAAAAAAGUACCAUAACAAUGGAGAACAUUGAAUUUGGAUUAUUAGGUCCAGGAUAUUUGCUUUAUAGAAAAAAAAUUCCAAUAUUUAACGAGAGAUAUUCGUGGGAGCAAUGGAGAUUCAGAUAGUGUAACAGAUAUAUGGAAAAAGCAAAUGUUCUCGUCCUAGUCACUGAAGAAUAACGAAAAUGAGAAAUAUUCAAUUACCCAGUGAAAUUGAAUUGUUAAUUACGCUUCCUUCGUUGUAGUUGUAGAGAAAUUGUUUUUUAUUUAUAAUUUGUAAUUCAGUGUCGAUGUUUUUUUUUUUUUUCAUUCUCAUGGUGCAUAUGCCUAACAACGUUAUGGGUAAUAAGGCUGUCAGUAAAUGAAAUGACAAAUGAUUGACAAGAUUUUUCAGCAAUGAGAGAACGGAGAAAUAAAGAAUCUGUCGAUUUUUUCUAUUUUAUUGACGAAAUUUUAAUGAAUAAUAAAUAAUAAAUAGAAUUUCCAACAAAAAUGCGUUUGCUUCGUCUAUGAAUAUUUUUCGCUCGUGUCUCCUCUCAUAUUAUUGACUGUAUAUUAUUUACACGCUUUACCAAUGUGUCGCUAAGAACAAAAUGAACAUUGUUAAUAAUUAUCACACGUCGUUAUAGAAUAUAGAAGGAAGAGCUCAUCUGUCGCACGAUGAGAGGUAUUUUGCCAGUAACGUGACAUUGAAACAUCUUCAUAAAAAUCUAAUUGUAAAGAUAAAUAUUAAUGAUUUUCAAUGUCGAGAACAACGCAAGUAAAUGGUUUAAAAGAAAAACGAAACAUACAUAUACGAAAAUGGAAAGUAUUAUCGAAGUGUUUUUAAGUUUAAAUAAAUAAUAUAAGCAUUGCCUAUAAAUGCAAAAGGUACAAGUUAAUAGUUAUUCAUUAUUACAGUGAAUAUUGAUAACUUGAUAACAGAGAUGCUCGUCAGGAUUGAAAUAUCUGGAUGAAUUAUCAUUUCUCUUAUCGAGUGUUCGAUGUUAUCCGAGAACAGAUUAAUAACAUUAAUUAGGAAAUGAACAAGAUAAAUAUGUAACCGAAUGGAAUGUUGUCAGAUAUGUUUAUGUAUAAAUGAGUUUGAAAACUAUUGUUAUAGUUGGAAGGUAAUGUAAUAUUAUUAUGAAUAUAUUUCUCAAGGAACGAUAUGAAUUGUUGCCAAUUGAUGCUACACCACCAUAUCAUAUGUUAAAUUGAUGAAUUAUACAAAAAAAAAAAA